Messenger RNA from Drosophila bipectinata, 498 nucleotides. RefSeq lists its product as uncharacterized. Lineage: Eukaryota; Metazoa; Arthropoda; Insecta; Diptera; Drosophilidae. The record is from RefSeq and is a predicted model, not a curated record.
ACCCAAGAAACAAAGACCUUACAAUAAAAUCGAACAAAAAUGAGCAACAUUAAUGUCAAUAUCGAGUGCCACCAUCGUCGAGGACUCCUCUACUAUUCGAAUCCUUGGCUUUGGGGAAGUCCUUGCCGUCGAUGCCGCCGCUUGAUGUCUCGUGGCGUUGUGGUGGUCCAAAAUCCAACUUCAGGGUGUGUUUCUGCUCAAGUGGCCAUGCCGCCAGCUAGAGGCGCCAUAACCACAACGGCCAAUGUGGUUCCAGCCCAAACAGCGAAUAAUUGGCAACAGCAACAGCAGUUCCAACAACAACAGCAAUUCCAACAACAACAACAAUUCCAACAACCACCAUUCCAACAACAACAGCAAAUGCCAUCCGCACUUCCUCCAAAAUACGAACAGGCCAUAGCCGCCCCUUAAAAGUGUAAAUAAUAUGUAUUAAAAAUAAAUAUAUUUAAGUUAAAAGAAUUCAUAGAUUUUCUUUGCUUAAAAAAGAUUAAACCUAAA